AACUAUUUGAAUUUUGUUGGUAUACUUGCUGAGGAAAAUUAAUAAUCUGGUAAAAUUGACAUUUCUUUUUUUUAAGACUAACUGUCAAAAAUCCAAUUUGUACAAAUUCGUAGUAUGCAGAUGAGUCGUAUGAGUUCGCCGUCUAUCGGGAUGGAUGAAGACAGCGGCGCUGGUCAUGCAUUGACCGAUUUCCUUCUUCAACUUGAAAAUUAUAGCCCUUCGAUCCCAGAUUCUGUUGUUGCAUAUUACUUGAACAUGUCAGGCUUCGAAUCACAAGACCCGAGAUUGAUUAGACUAAUAGCAUUAGCAUCCCAGAAAUUCUUGUCGGACAUAGCCAAUGAUGCAUUACAGCACUGUAAAAUGAGAACAUCGAGUCAAAUUAAUCAGAGCUCUAAGAACCAAAAAGGACCAAAGGAAAAGAAAUAUGUCAUGACGAUGGAGGAUUUAGUGCCUGCCCUUCAGGAAUAUGGAAUCUCAGCAAAGAAACCACAUUAUUUUGUUUAAUUAUAGGGAAUUCUAUUUUAGCAAUCAAUACAAUGUCUAGAGAAUG
This is a messenger RNA of Vanessa atalanta (red admiral), 550 nucleotides long. RefSeq names its product transcription initiation factor TFIID subunit 10-like. Lineage: Eukaryota; Metazoa; Arthropoda; Insecta; Lepidoptera; Nymphalidae. The transcript has 3 exons. Gene Ontology annotation, molecular function: RNA polymerase II general transcription initiation factor activity; promoter-specific chromatin binding. Gene Ontology annotation, cellular component: SAGA complex; nucleus; transcription factor TFIID complex. The record is from RefSeq and is a predicted model, not a curated record. Gene Ontology annotation, biological process: transcription initiation at RNA polymerase II promoter. The coding region runs from base 115 to 504 and encodes 129 amino acids.